This is a messenger RNA of Pomacea canaliculata, 447 nucleotides long. RefSeq names its product hephaestin-like protein. The record is from RefSeq and is a predicted model, not a curated record. The transcript is spliced from 2 exons. Gene Ontology annotation, molecular function: copper ion binding. Bases 1 to 447 code for a protein of 148 amino acids. Lineage: Eukaryota; Metazoa; Mollusca; Gastropoda; Architaenioglossa; Ampullariidae.
AUGUAUGGAAGCAAGAUACUUUUGUUUAUUUUGCUGCAAAUUGUGUGUGAGGGUCACGAGUAUGUGCAAGCAGCCACACGAACCUAUUACCUGGCGGCAGUGGAGGAGGACUGGGACUAUGCACCCGGUGGGAACCUUGUCAACGACGACCUGCAGACGUCCAACCUGUUUCUACUCCAAGGACAAAAUCGUAUCGGAAGUGUAUAUCGCAAAGUGUUCUACCGUCUCUACACUGAUGCCACGUUCCGGGUGCAGGUCAGGCCAGAGGCUGCUCUUGGUUUCUUAGGACCUGUUCUGCGCGCGGAGACUGGCGACACCAUCAACGUUGUCUUCAAGAACAUGGCCUUCCAGGCCAACCGCAACUUCAGCGUGCACCCGCACGGCAUCCAGUACAACAAAAAUUCCGAGGUGAGCUGUGAAUAUAUAUAUAAUAUAUUUUCCCGCUAA